This is a messenger RNA of Protopterus annectens (West African lungfish), 2037 nucleotides long. RefSeq names its product calcineurin like phosphoesterase domain containing 1 (gene CPPED1). Gene Ontology annotation, molecular function: hydrolase activity. The record is from RefSeq and is a predicted model, not a curated record. Bases 110 to 1048 code for a protein of 312 amino acids. Lineage: Eukaryota; Metazoa; Chordata; Ceratodontiformes; Protopteridae. The transcript is spliced from 4 exons.
GCUCCUAAGGCUGGACACAGGUGAAGUAAUCGAAAGCUGAGCUGAUCGAUUACCUCUACUAUUAAGACGUAUCUAGAGGUUUAGUCUCUCUUAAGUUUACUUUCGGAGCAUGUCAGAAACACAGGCAAAUUUGUUUUUGAAGGCACAACAUCGGAGGUUUACUGCAUUCGCUCAAGAAGAUGAAAAGGAGUGGAAGGGGCCUUUCUACUUCAUUCAAGGAGCAGAUCCACAGUUUGGUCUAAUGAAAUCAUGGGCUGUCGGUGACUGUGAAAAUGGAGGCGAUGACUGGGAGGAAGAAAUCCAGCUGACCAAGCAGGCAGUACAAGCUGUAAAUGCCCUAAAACCCAGACCCAAGUUCUUUGUACUCUGUGGAGAUCUUAUCCAUGCCAUGCCAGGUACUCAGUGGCGAGAGGCACAAGAAAAAGACCUUAAGAAUGUUCUAAAGGAUAUGGAUAAUGCUAUUCCUAUGGUAUUUGUUUGUGGAAAUCAUGAUAUUGGCAACACUCCAACUCCAGGGACAAUUGAUGACUACAAGAAAGCCUGGGGAGAUGACUACUUUAGCUUCUGGGUAGGAGGAGUUUUCUUUCUUGUGAUAAAUUCUCAGUUACUCUUUGAUGCCUCUAAAUGUGCUGAGCUUAAGGAAGCCCAUGACAAGUGGCUUAUGGAACAGCUAGCUGUGGCCAAACAGCACAAAUGUAAACAUGCCAUUGUAUUUCAACACAUUCCACUGUUCCUGCAGAAGCCAGAAGAAGGGCAUGACUACUUUAACUUGGACAUCCCUGUACGGCAAGAGUUGCUGGAACGCUUUCAUGAUUCAGGAAUCAAGGCGGUUUUCUCUGGGCAUUACCAUCGAAAUGCAGGUGGAUUACACAAUGGGCUUGAUAUGGUCGUGACUUCAGCAAUAGGAUGCCAGCUGGGAGAAGACCCUCAUGGAGUCCGUGUGGUGGUUGUUACAGAAGAUGCAAUCCAUCAUCGAUACUACAGCUUAAAUAAGCUGCUCGACCAAGGGCUUGAACAAGAGCUUCUUAACCUCAUUAAAUCGAAUUAGCAACUGGUUAAUGUGUUUCCUUAUUGUGGCAUUAGAGUUGGAUAUUGUAAGCGGGUACAUCAGUUUAAAUCUAGAACAUGCUACAGUUGUAUUGUUAAACAGAAUAUAUCAUCUUUUUUUACAGUUAAGAAUGGGAACAGGUGCUGUAAAUGCAGCACACAUUAAAAUGUAUUUAAGAAAGACACCACUGAUAUGCUGGAUGACAUAACAGAUAUCAAGUCCAGGGACAUAAACUGCCGUUUGUUUUUUAUUGCAAAAUAAAUAGGGCAGAGAGUUGUACCUGCACCAUUUUUCUUGUUCAUCUGCAGUUAGAGACAUAUUAAAAUGCAGAUUAUGGUCUGUGAUGUUCAAUUGAUAACCAUCAGGCAUGGCUGAUGAUAGCUAGUGUGGAAAUGCAUACUGCAUAGGAAAUUUUAUAGCACAGUCAUGUUCCUUUUGUACACAUUUUAAUACAAAUAUCUUUUGGAAUAGUGUAACCGUACUGGAGGAAAAAUGAAAUAAGGAUGAUGUAUGUGGUACAGCCUGUCCUAUUAUUACUGCAAUACCAGAUGACAAAUUAACUGCAUAUUGCAAGACAAGUUGUAUGACCAUGACAAUACUAAAGCAGGAUUUUCUAAAUUCAAAAUAAACAGAGUUUGACAUUUUUUCCAUUUGUAAAAGCCUUCUCAAAAUACUAACAAGCACUGUUUAAUUUUUGUAAUAUACAUUUGUGUCCUCUUUGGAUGCAGCCCUUUCUCUUGUCUCAUAUAAUUUAUAUAUGGAAAUAUCAGACUAUGUAACAGUCAGAAUGUGAAGAAUGUUUAUGUAUUCUCUACAAAAGUUUCUCCUGUAAAAUGUCAGGGGCAAAACCCAUGUCAUGUCUGUGUAUUGCAGUCAAAUACUUUGGGAUACAUAAGCAUCUCAUGCAAAUUUAGGUGGGACAGUGAACUGGUAUGCUUCUGAAAUAGUGCCUGCAAUGACCUGCUAAAUAAACUAAUAUGUAGCAGGUA